UUCGGUACUGAAGUAUUAUGGUCAUGUCCGAAAUUAGCUGUUAAUGGCAUGAUUCAAAUGAAUAUUGUGAUGAAAUUUGUGAUUCUUACAAUCUUUACUGCAACUGUGGUACUUACUCUGUAUCUGCUGUUGCGUCGAAGAGUUGACUUCUCUUUAUGCAACAAAUCUUUUCAUGGCUUUAAUGUUCUGAUCACUGGUGGUUCAAGCGGGAUUGGUUUGUCUUUAGCGAAGCUGUUUUACAAGGCUGGUGCUAAUGUUACAAUUGUUGCCCGUGAUCUAGCAAAGUUGGAGUGUGCAAGAGAAGCUAUAAGGCGUGAGAAGAAUGGGAACAAUAGCGUAUUCAUUUUAUCUGUCGAUUUGACUUCAAAUUAUGAAGUAUUAAGUGAAGUCUUCAGUAAACAUGUAACAGCUCAUGGACCUAUUGAUAUAUUGAUAAAUUGUGCUGGUUAUGCUGUUGCACGCAAGUUUUUGGAUACAUCUACAAGCGAUAUUGAAGGCAUGCUAAAAACGAAUUAUUUGUCUGCUGUUUAUGUAACACGUAUUUUACUACCUUAUAUGUUGACUCAGAAAAUUCAUCAACCUCAUGAACAACGUAUUGCCUUUAUUUGUAGUCUUGCUAGUCAAAUAGGUGUUUAUGGUUAUGCUGCUUAUACAGGAAGUAAGUAUGCACUACGUGGAUUUGCAGAAGCCUUAGAAAUGGAAUUAGGACAUAAUGGACCGUAUAUUACACUAGCUUUCCCACCAGAUACAGAUACUCCAGGAUAUGCUCUUGAAAACACUGGCAAGCCAGCAGCUACUAAAGAAAUAUCUUCAACUGCAGGUCUAGCCUCACCAGAUAGCGUAGCUAAAUCAAUAUAUAUGGAUAUCAUAAAUGGAAAGUUAGUAAGCACUUAUGGACUAGAAGGAUCACUCUUGUCUUGGUUAACUGCUGGUAUCCUUCCUCCUGUGAGUGUACGAUGUCGUUAUCUAUCAGAUUUCUUUCGAGUGAUAAUCGGUGCUUCAUUGGAGAUUGCAGCUGCAACACCACUUCGUGCUGUUGGGAUAUUCUAUGCUUUUUGGAUGAAAUAUAUUACAUAUAAGCAUAAUAAGUGAUAAUGCUCAACUUUAUCAUUCCGGAUUUAAUUGAUAACACUGUGGAGUUCUCAAUCUACAUGUCAUAUGCAACUUUUUUUGUCAUUCUUGUUAAUUGUUUCAAGUAUCUUACAUAUUCGAGUGGUUUUCUUGGCAACAGGUAUGCGUUAACUUGAAUUUUUAGGUUGUAUACCCGGUGGAAACAACCAUGUUUUACCGUCAAGUACAAUCGAUGCUUCUGGAUUUGCUACUCAGGGAUAUUUGUUUGCCUUUAAAAUAAUAUUUUACUGAGACAUUAGUUCAUUUUUAAAUUGACUUUUAACGUUUUUGCUUUUAUAACUAACACGUAUCGAUAUGUGAUAAAACAAAGACUAUUUAGUUUGCUUUUUUUGUUUUGUUAUAAACACUUCUGCGGAAUGCAUGCAAUACAUAUCAUCCUAUAAUUUAUCUAAUGAAUUUAUUUGUCUAAUUUUUCAUCUUGGCCUCUCUUUUGUCUCAAAAUGUUCAUCGUUUUAUUACGUGACAGGUUAACAAGUGAUGAUUUCUGUGUGGGUAUUUCCGGUCAUCAAGACCGAAAAAACAUCGGAGAUUAGUUUUCUUUUAGUCAACAAUAAAUGGC
Trichobilharzia regenti is the source of this 1690-nucleotide messenger RNA. The record is from the annotation of a GenBank genome assembly. NCBI's taxonomy places the organism in Eukaryota, Metazoa, Platyhelminthes, Trematoda, Strigeidida, Schistosomatidae.